Molecule: messenger RNA, 2327 nt
Organism: Pogonomyrmex barbatus (red harvester ant)
Lineage: Eukaryota; Metazoa; Arthropoda; Insecta; Hymenoptera; Formicidae
Biological process (GO): regulation of DNA-templated transcription
Cellular component (GO): cytoplasm; nucleus; transcription regulator complex
Molecular function (GO): protein dimerization activity; DNA-binding transcription factor activity
Source: RefSeq, a predicted model, not a curated record
ACUUCUGUCUGAAACUUCGAAAUUGUGUUUCGCAGAACGAAUUGCUGGGUCAGUCCCUGUACAAUUUUGUCUAUCCCGAGGACCAUGACGAACUCACGCGUAAUCUCACGCCCGACGGGAUGCAGCCGAUGUCGGCGCCAUCGCCGACGGGCAUCGCGCAAGUGUCCGAGUUGGCGCACGACAACAAUUCCAGCUCCUCCGAGGACUCCUCGACGACGAAUCAUCGGACAAAUGAGAGGACCAAGCUCUUUCGCGAGCAGAGGCGGAACUUCAAGAUCCGUAUGGCGCAACGCACUAACUCCAGGCGCGACCAUACGCAAUACGAGUGUUUCGACGUCUCGGGCCUCCUCCGGCUCGCGGCGGCGUGCAAAAAUGUGGACGGCAACGGGAACAGAGGGAAGCAUCGGGAGACGACGGGCACCAGCAACGACAUCGUUUUCGCUGGCAUAGCGACCCUGCCAAAGAAACGGCCCAUCACCGAAUUGUCGAUAAUGGACGCCAAUAAAGACGAGUAUGUGACGCGGCAUCUGGUCGACGGGCGUAUCAUCUACUGCGAUCACAGGAUAUCCGUCGUUGCCGGGUACAUGUCGGAGGAGGUAUCGGGCCUGAAUGCGUUUGCUUUCAUGCACAAGGACGACUUCAGGUGGACGAUGAUUGGCCUACGGCAAAUGUACGACCGUGCCGAAACGUGUGGUAUGUCGUGCUACAGGUUGGUCACAAAGACCGGCGAAUUCAUCUACUUACGGACUCACGGUUAUUUGGAAUACGACAAGGACACGCAAACAGUGGAAUCCUUCGUUUGCGUCAAUACCUUAGUGUCGGAAGAGGAAGGUAUCCAACUAAUAAAAGAAAUGAAAAGAAGAUACUCUGCAACUGUAUCUGCAAGUAGUAGAGGUCUAAUUCGGAAUGUCGACAUUAACUUAUCGAUAGAAAUGAAUCCAACUUCUCAAUCAUCAAAUCCGAGAUGCAGCCUCGAAGACGCAUCACAGUUGGAAGAUGCUAUCACUCAUCUAAUCAGCGAUCUACCCUCGCCGGCUGUAUCGGAAGACCGUUUCUCUCCUUCGCCGAUGCCACACACGCAAUAUGUGAAGGCCGCUAUAUUUUCUUCUCGUAUGCCCCCAGCUUCCGCGCAAGCCAUCAAGAUUGGUAUCAAUAAAAUCGACCGCCGCGUCGUUAUCCAAGGCAAAGGCAAAGUAUCUUCGAAACAAGAAUCCAAACAUACAGAAAAAGUUAUUAAUCCAACUAACGGGGGGGAGCAAAGCCUAAUAUCGGAUUCGGAAAGUGCAAUAUCAUCCGGCAAGUCUUUGUCAAUGCUCAGAAUGAAUGGUACUCACAACAACCAUAGCAACAUUCAAAGCUCCGACAUGUCUGUACAAUCGAAAAUUGUAGCUCCUCGCAAGCCUAAUAAAAGUCCUCGCGCGCCUCGCAAUCAUACGUCAUGUUUGGACGUUUCUCAAGGUACAAACGUCGUCUUGAACGCGCAGGAAAGAAUAGAUCAGUGCAAUGCAGAUAUAUUGCCGGCAAGCACUGUAGGCAAUAUCAAAGAGGAACGCAGCAUCGAAGAGACAUUUAAUUGUCUAGAAAAACAGGAGACGGCAAUGCAAUACUUUGAUGACAGCGCGAGUGAUAGUUCCAUCGUCUCACCGGGGAUGGAGAUGCACAAUCGAUUGAAGAGGAUAUGUAGCGAUGAAGAUGUUCUGACGAUGCAUAGUAAGAAGAGAUCCAACGACGUAUAUGCAUUGACGAAUAUGAACAACGAACAGCAACGCUUGUCUUAUGUAAAAUGCAGAUCGUUUGCUACUGAAUAUCCAACAUUUCCAGACGAGUUUAAUCAAUACAAUGACAUUUCGCAAUCGCUGACGAUGGCGGAAUCACCUAAUUCAAGUCUACAUGAAGUUGGAACCGACUAUCAAUUAGAUCCUACCGUGCCAUUGAUCAUAAAUCACGAUGUUGAGGAUGAUACUUUACUAAGUACGGAAUUGGAUGCAAAUCCAGAACUUAUGAUGAAGAUAUUUGACGGUUUGCGUAAUAGAUCUACAAGCUUUGAAAACUUUGACGAAGCAAAAAUGCAACAACUAGCAUCUGAUGAUCAAGUGAUCAAUGACGAGUUAAAUCGCACGUAUUAUCAACUAGCAGAUAGCAUGGCAUUGCGCGAAUCCCAAAUCAAUGUAUUGGCACGUGAUCUCAAAAAUCCAGUUCUCCGUGCCCAGAGAGAGAACUUGUCACAAUUACAGGCUGAGCAUAACAGGCAAAAACAAAUGCUUAAAACUUUACAACAGGAUCACCGUAAAAUGCAAGUGAACGCCAAGCACAAACUUGGAAUCUGA